AUGUUUGCCCCGGCAUGGUCAACGACGACGACGAACUCACGCAAUGGCUCGCAGUCUAGGAUCAGCUCUGUGAAUGCUGCUACUACACCGCGCCGCACCGGCACCCCUACCGCGCCGACCCCGACGGCCGCGGACGAUCCGACCCCGCCUUCCUCGGCCAGUUCCUCGGUCGAGCAUCUCCCCUUGCACGAUCCCGAGGCUCAACCCUCGCCCUCGAUCCUGUUGAACCCUCUCCCCGUCAAGCCCGCUGAUUCGUCUAGAUCGCCCCCGUCUCGAACGACGGCGUUGCUCAGCAAGCUCGGCGUUGCGGGCAGCAGCGCCGACGAUCCCCCGUUGUCGGGUUCGCCCGAUUCGGUGCCCCGCAUUGUUGAUUCUCGUGGCCGACGACCGUCCAUCGUCGCCCGGAUCGCGUCGAUCGAGACCGAAGCUCCGCCUCAGCACUUCCUCGACGACAACCCCGAAUUUGAGAUCUCGUCACACCCUCCACAUGCGCAGCCUGAGUCGAGGUCUAGCAGCGCGACCGGUCUCAGGACCGCGGGCAAUCCGUUCGAAGGCGCUGACGUCGAGGACAUUGGCGGUGCCGCUUUCGGUCGAAGAACGACCUCGUGCAGUCGCGAGGCGAGAUUGCGCUUCGCCGAGCUACCACCGGGGCGGCGCAUGUAUCGAUCCAACUCGCUUUCUAUUGGUGUGGCGUCGAGGGCGAGGAUGUUGUCGAAUCAAGGUGCCGGAGGGGGUGGCGCUCGCCCCAAUAUGCAGCAAGCUCGCUACGCCGGUCCGUUCUUCCCUGCCCUAUCAUUCGAGGAGGCUCGAGAGAGGUGACUUACCUUGCUUGACGUCGUGUGACUAUCCUUGUUAGGUCCACAACAAUGGUAUCAACAGGGCGGGCAGACGCCCGAGGACAUCUACACCUACAAGGAUCUACAAAAGGGCUUGACGAAAUUGUGGGGCAAGGUCCGCAAGCGCUCCGGCUCGAGUGUCUCGACAACUUCGUCCUCUUCAGCGGCCGAGGCUUCGAGAAUGGAGGCCGAUGCCAAGGGCAAAUCGAAGGAGAUUGAACACAUCGAGGAAGCCGACGAGGACGAGCCGUCCCAGGACGAGGAGGCGGUCGCUUCCGAGGAAGAGGAGGACGACAAAACCAGCGCGCAGGCCCUCGGACUCGACUUGGGACCUCGAGAAGGUUCGAUCGGUUCGGACUCGACAUUCGGUACCGAAGAUGUACCUCAGACACCCGAAGAUGGUGCUCACCUCCAUCUGGCGGGCUUGACAGUAGAGCCACAGCCGUGGACGAGCGCGCAAAAGGGCAAGGGCGUGGCUCGGAGGCAGACCGACGCAGUCGUCGUAGUUUGA
Molecule: messenger RNA, 1347 nt
Organism: Microbotryum saponariae
Lineage: Eukaryota; Fungi; Basidiomycota; Microbotryomycetes; Microbotryales; Microbotryaceae
Source: the annotation of a GenBank genome assembly